This is a messenger RNA of Penaeus chinensis, 2410 nucleotides long. RefSeq lists its product as uncharacterized. The coding region runs from base 245 to 988 and encodes 247 amino acids. Lineage: Eukaryota; Metazoa; Arthropoda; Malacostraca; Decapoda; Penaeidae. The record is from RefSeq and is a predicted model, not a curated record. The transcript is spliced from 6 exons.
UCUCCGAAGACCCAUCCGCGUGAACCCGCGAUCGUGACUCACUCGUACGAACAUGUAAAGCGGCGCGGCGGUUCCAGGCGGACACAGUUGAGGUUCGACUACGGCAAGCGUCAACAUCGUGUGCCGGCGCUUGCUUGGCCCUUGUCAGCCUCGUAAAACACCUGCAGCUCCGAGACGAGAGACGAGAUAGAUUGUCUCCGGAACCUCCGUUGAAGCCCCUAGGAAUCGUGCGAGCGUCGUGAACAUGACUUGCUGUACCCUGCGGUGUGUCAUCAAGUGCGGCAUCUUCCUGGCCGCCUUGGACAUCAUCCACGCCGUCACGAGUUUUGGUUUCUAUGGCUACCAGUACAUUAUCGAGAUGUGGUACUUGUGCCCGAUCGACCUCGCGGUGGAGAAAUGCCACAAUAAGAUCUAUAUCUUCGAGCAGAUGUUCGAGAUGCGGUGUUACAUCGGCGUCGGGGAGGGCAUCGCGGGUAUCUUCUGCUGCGCCAUCUAUAUCCUCGCGUUAGUCAAGCGCAAGCCCUCCCUCACCUGGCUGUGGCUCAUCAAGUCCUUCGCUGUCAUCGGCGUCAACAUCUACUACCUGAGCAACUGGGUCAUCAGACAGGGCCGCUACGAUCACCUGGAGUGGGAGAAGCAGACGUACGAGGACGAGUUCAUCUGGGCAGCCGAAGGCCUUACCCUAGCGCAGAUUCUCAUCAUGCUGUUCUAUUGCCUCAUCGGCGGCCUCUUCACCUACAAGGUGGUGGAGGAGAAGCGCGCCAGCCGCAGGAGCCUCCGGUCGCGCCGCAAGUGGAACUCGCACGACGCGACGGCGCCCCCGAUGGGCUACGACGACGAGGAGGCGCAGUACCUGAACCAGGCCCUGACCAACAGCGAGAAGACCCUGCCCGUGCGAGCCUCCAAGCAGAGUCUGGCCGCCGCCUCCCAGCACAGCAUGACGGAGCUGGACCGCCCCGACUCCUACAAGCACUCGACGGGGGUCUAGACGCGCCGGCGGAUGAGGGCGCGGCGGAUGAGCCGCAGGCUUUUUUUCAUUAUAUUUUGAUACUUGUUCUCCCCGCAUUUCUCUCUCUCUUACUUUCUUACGUCGAGAGCUAGUUGAUUUCCGCUCGUCGCCAGCUAGCUAAUAUUUGAAUCAAAUGUUCGAUCUAGUCGGCGGAAGUAUUUUUUUCUUUUUUUUACGUGUGAGUCAUGGCUACUCUUCCUUGCAUGCUUCGUGGCUUCUGACAUCUGACUGAGGCUUCUUUGUUUCGUUCUCUUUUCAUUUUAUUUUAGCUCAUAUUUUGAAGAAAUAAGAAGGAAAGGAGAGAAGAAGAAAAAAAUGGUUGAUCUUUGAAAACGGAUCUCUUAGUCUUGAGGCGAACGUAUGCUCUUGUCAGAUUUUGAAAUAAGAAUAUUUCGAAAGCGGAAGUGAACGACAAAUGGCCGACUUUUCGUGCCGGGAAAUAAAUCUCAGUCGUGGCUUCUUAUUUUACUGAAGGAAUAGGAAGAGAAAGAAAUUAAUUUAGUUUUACCGGAAGGGAAUUUUCGGCCCGAAACAGAUGCUCUGAGACUUUGCUGAAAUAUUUUCACGUUUUCUUUUAAAAAGUUUAUUGAUUUCCAAAAGGUGUUGACAUACAAAUGUAGACUUUAGUGAUGUGUCAUUAGGACGAUGACGCAGGCGCACUUAUCCGCUCUAAAGGAUAAUCAUCUGAAAGUGAUGUAAAAAAGUAUAUUUUCAUAUUUCCAGCGUGAUUAUUUGGUUUCUUUGUUUUAUUAUUACUUUACUAAUAUUGCUGUUAUAAUUUUCAUUAUUGUCACUGUUAUUAUUAUUAUUAUUAUUAUUAUUAUUUUUUUUUUUUUUAUUAUUAUUAUUGUCAUCAUUACUAUUAUUAUUUCUACCACUAUAUUUUUUUCGCAAAAGGUGUGACCUUCGCUAGGAGUGCCAAAGACAGAGUGGCUCGCAAGGUGCAGCCAAGGAGUAAAGAUAACUGCUAAUUUUUUGAGGGGUCGGUGCUGCCAUCUGUUGGGCAGCAAGACAAGUGUGAUGUCAUGUGUAUUGUAUGUUUAGUGCUGGUAUUUAUACUUGAUUGCUUAAAGAAUUCUGCAAAUGACUGCAUUACUUCUGUUGCAUCGUUUGAAGCAGGUUCAAUCUGCCAAAAAGAAACUGUUUAAGAGAAACCCUCAAUUUGAAGACGAAAAAAAAAAAAAAAAAUUAACUGUGAACUGUUUUGAUGAUAAGAUUUGCGGUGUACAGACUCUAGCUCGUUAUGUAUAUAUGAUGCUCUUCAGCAGUUAAGGUUAUAAUCAUCCAUUAAUUCACGUGAUCAUCGACCUUCCCGUCCCAUGCCAUCCCGCGCGCGCGACUCUGCCUGUGCGGGUCCUCUGUAUCAUCUCUACAUUAUUUUCAAUAAAAUGUAGAAAAUUG